CUUCGGCUGACAUCUUCCGGGUCGACUCAAAUUCGGCCGUGCACACGAAAAAAGACACCGACGAGACCCUUGCAAAGGAGGAAGUGCUCUCUGCGCGGCUGAGCUCCUACUGCUGUGUGUGUGUGCGAGCACCAUGGCCAGCCUCCUACGCGUGCUUGUGGCUGGCUCCUCGGCCCCUGUCCUCAGCGGGGUGUCUUGUUUAAAACUGCAACAUGCCCCAACUAUCAAAACAUCAUGCGUACGAUUUUUCAGGAUCAAUCACGCCCUCGGAAGAUGUGCCAGUCCAGGAAUUCCAUACAAACAACUCACAGUUGGCGUCCCAAAAGAAAUUUUUCAAAAUGAACGGCGUGUGGCGCUCUCUCCCGCUGGUGUCCAGGCGCUUGUCAAGCAGGGCUUCAAUGUUGUCGUGGAGACCGGCGCGGGAGAAUCUUCAAAGUUUCAAGAUGAGCAGUAUGCCCAGGCUGGAGCUACAAUGAAAGACCUUAAAGAUGUAUUUGCAGCCGACGUGUUGGUCAAGGUCCGUGCUCCUGUUUUCAACCCGGACUUGGGCAUCCAUGAGGUCGAGCUGAUGAAGGAUGCGGCCACUUUAGUCAGCUUCAUCUACCCGGCUCAGAACCCCGAGCUGAUGGACAUGCUUUCUCAGAAGAAAGCCACCGUCCUGGCGAUGGACCAGGUGCCCCGAGUCACCAUCGCCCAGGGUUACGAUGCCCUCAGCUCCAUGGCGAACAUUGCAGGGUACAAGGCCGUCGUGCUAGCUGCGAACAACUUUGGUCGCUUUUUCACAGGACAAAUCACUGCAGCCGGGAAGGUGCCACCCGCUAAGGUGCUAAUCAUCGGUGGCGGAGUGGCUGGAUUAGCAGCGGCCGGCAGCGCCAGAGCCAUGGGGGCCAUAGUUCGAGGCUUUGACACAAGGGCUGAUGCGUUGGACCAGUUCAAGUCUUUGGGCGCCGAACCGCUCGAGGUGGACUUCAAGGAGUCUGGAGAGGGUCAAGGAGGCUACGCCAAAGUAAUGUCAAAAGAGUUCAUUGAGGCAGAGAUGAAGCUGUUUGCCAAACAGUGUCAGGAGGUGGACAUUGUCAUCAGCACCGCGCUCAUUCCCGGUAAGCGGGCCCCCAUCCUUAUCACCAAGCCAAUGAUAGAGAGUAUGAAGGAUGGAUCGGUGGUGGUGGACCUGGCAGCUGAGGCCGGUGGAAACAUCGAGACCACGGUCCCGGGGGAGCUGUCUGUAUACAAUGGUGUAACCCAUAUUGGGUACACAGACCUGCCCAGCCGCUUGCCCACGCAGUCCAGCACGCUCUACUCCAACAAUAUCACAAAAUUGUUGCGCGCCAUCAGUCCAGACAAGGACAACUUUUACCUUGAUGUGAAGGACGCGUUUGACUUUGGGACCAUGGAUCAUGUUGUCAGAGGCUCUGUUGUCAUGCAGAAUGGAAAGAUCCUCUUCCCGGCACCUCAGCCCAACAACAUGCCCACCGCCGCUCCCCCCAAGCCCAAGUCUGUCAAGGAGCUGGAGGCCGAGAAGUCUUCCCAAAUCUCUCCCUUCAGGGCGACGCUCACUUCCGCCGGCGCGUACACCGGAGGCUUCACCACGCUGUUAGGUUUGGGUUUGGCGGCUCCCAACGCCGCCUUCACCCAGAUGGUCACCACCUUCGGCUUGGCGGGCAUCGUGGGAUACCACACCGUGUGGGGUGUCACCCCGGCGCUCCACUCGCCGCUCAUGUCCGUGACCAACGCCAUCUCAGGUCUCACGGCCGUGGGUGGUCUGGCCCUGAUGGGAGGUGGCUACACCCCAACAAGCACGGCGCAGACACUGGCUGUGCUCGCCGCCUUCAUCUCCUCAGUCAACAUCGCUGGUGGUUUCCUGGUGACUCAGAAGAUGUUGGACAUGUUCAAGCGUCCCAACGAUCCCCCGGAGCACAACUACCUCUAUCUGCUUCCGGCCGGCGUGUUCGUGGGCGGAUACGCCGCAGCGCUGCAGUCGGGAUACAACAUUGAGCAGAUGAUGUACUUGGGUUCCGGAAUGUGUUGCGUCGGCGCCCUGGCUGGCCUGUCUAACCAGUCCACAGCCCGCUUGGGUAACGCUUUGGGUAUAAUGGGCGUCGCCGGCGGCAUCGUCGCCACUCUGGGCGCACUCAAGCCAAGUCCCGAGCUCCUGGCGCAGAUGAGCGCCGCAAUGGCCGUCGGCGGAACCGCCGGUCUGACGAUCGCUAAGAGGAUCCAGAUCAGCGACCUGCCGCAGCUGGUGGCCGCCUUCCACAGCCUGGUGGGUCUGGCGGCCGUGCUGACCUGCGUGGCCGAGUACAUGGUGGAGUACCCGCACUUUGCCACGGACCCCGCGGCCAAUCUGACCAAGAUCGUGGCCUACCUGGGCACCUUCAUCGGCGGAGUCACUUUCAGCGGCUCUUUGGUGGCUUACGGCAAACUGCAAGGUAUGCUGAACAGCGCCCCCUUGAUUCUUCCCGCCCGCCACGCCCUGAACGCCUCUCUGAUGGCCGGCAGCAUCGGUGGGAUGAUCCCUUACAUGCUGGACCCCAGCUACACCACGGGCAUCACCUGCCUGGGCUCGGUCUCCGCUCUGUCUGCCAUCAUGGGAGUAACCUUAACCGCGGCCAUCGGCGGUGCCGACAUGCCGGUGGUGAUCACCGUGCUGAACAGCUACUCGGGGUGGGCCUUGUGCGCCGAGGGCUUCCUGCUCAACAACAAUCUCCUGACCAUCGUCGGCGCCCUCAUCGGAUCGUCUGGCGCCAUUUUGUCGUACAUCAUGUGUGUGGCCAUGAACCGCUCGCUGGCCAACGUCAUCCUGGGGGGCUACGGCACGUCUUCCACCGGUACCGGGAAGCCCAUGGAGAUCACAGGGACGCACACUGAGGUCAACGUGGAUCAGACCGUCGACAUGAUUAAAGAGGCCCAGAGCAUUAUCAUCACUCCAGGUUACGGUCUUUGUGCUGCGAAGGCACAGUACCCCAUUGCCGAGUUGGUGAAGAAUCUCAAAGAUGCUGGCAAGGACGUGCGGUUCGGUAUCCACCCCGUCGCCGGCCGUAUGCCCGGUCAGCUCAACGUGCUGUUGGCCGAAGCCGGCGUCCCUUAUGACAUUGUCCUGGAGAUGGAUGAAAUCAAUGAAGACUUCCCUGAGACCGACCUGGUCCUGGUGAUCGGCGCCAACGACACGGUGAACUCCGCCGCCCAGGAAGACCCCAACUCCAUCAUUGCCGGCAUGCCCGUGCUGGAGGUCUGGAAGGCCAAGCAGGUGGUGGUGAUGAAACGCUCGCUGGGUGUGGGAUACGCCGCCGUGGACAACCCCAUCUUCUACAAGCCCAACACGGCCAUGUUGCUGGGCGACGCCAAGAAGACGUGCGACGCCCUGCAAGCAAAGGUCCGCGAGGCUCAGUGAGGCGCGCUCCGCCAUCGCCCUUAAAACCCCCCCGCCCCCACUCGCACAUAAAGGGAACCACACAGAGGCCGGGCGACAUGGCGUAAAUUUUUUUUUUUUUUUUUUGCGGCAGUCUCGUCGACGACGUCACGUCACCAUUAGAGAAAUGGCAGCGAUUAGCGUACACGUCACGUUUGUGCCGUUACAUAUUUUAAUGUUUAGCGUUUAGAUGAAGGAAGGGUCUGCCAUUUAGAUUGCGGCGAUCCACAUUGAGUGAAUUACAUGUUAGAUGUGUGACAUUACACUCUUAGGAAAUAGAGAUUGAAACUCUCAUGCAUUUUUUUCUCUAAUAUUCGAGAGAGUGACAUUUCAGAGAACGCCGCACCGUCUUUGAUUUAUUUUUUGCCCCCCUCCCCCUUUUUUUUUUUUCGACAAUCCCUUUUGAAUGGAUCAAAUUACUGCAAUGCUUCUGAAGCACGAGGGCAGGUAAGCCCAUUUUCAUGACUGGCAGGAAAACAAAAGCAAUAUGAUCAAAACCGUUUUGUAAAAAAAAUAAUUUUUUUUACAGUCUCGUACUGUAUUGAGAAACGUUGAAGAAGUCAUCAUCGCUUUCAUGAAUUACAAUUUGAUGGCCUCGUCGUGGACUUUGUUCUUCACUGUCCAACCGAAAGAUUUUGAUCUGUGAAAGCAACAAAAGACAUAUUUCUGCGAACUCGGAUGAACCUGAAGAAUGUGAUUUUUUUUUUUGUUUUUUUCAUGGAGAGCGAUGACAUCUUGCCGUCAGAUAUUUCAGCUCACUUGCGUGGAUAAAUUGUAACCGUUUUUCAAGAAAUGCGUAAUCUGGCAUUUAUUAUGUCCGUGUCGUUGCGUUUUAAGUACGUUUCACAGCGAGAUUGUUUAACAAGUCCCAUUCGGUUAAGCAUUCGAGACAUGUCAAAGCCCAACUUUUUACUCCUUUAGGCUGGAUUUACAGUGCAGCUCCAAGUAUCCAAAUGAUUUAUUUCACGAUUCAAUUAAUAUGUAUCAUAUGGAAAUGUUAAAUUGGAAAGCACCGCAAUUUAUUUAAGAAAUAUUUGAAUUUAAAAGUUAAAUACAACUGAACUGUACUUAGGCCGUGAUUCUUUCCCAUACCACUAGAUGGCGUACCACUAUUUGAGAACCAUUGCAAUCCAAAGAUCUGAUUCGGUGCAUUUUUGUUUUUCCCUUCGACCCCAUUUGUCCUAAUUGAGCGCAAACAUUUCAAAUUUAUCACUUGAAUCGUGCGGUGUCAAUCCAGCUUCAUUCCAAUGUGCGCCGUCACAAUGAACAUUAAAUACACCGGAGAAGAAAUGUUGCAUCGUUUGGAACGCUAGAUGUUAUUUUUCCUGGUUUGAGGAACAAUAAAGGGGGUGGGGGGGGGGGGAGUUGCUCCAUUUCAAGUCUUUUGUAAAUGUUCUGUAAGAAGACCUGCUAGUGUGUACGAACCCCUGCGACCCUUCCGCCAUCCGUUUCUCUCUACCUCUUCACACACACGACCAAUAGCGUUUUCCAUCGGACCAAUCACGUCAUUUCCAUACUUCAUUUUUUUGGGACCCCGUCGUCGUCUUUUGUGUCUCGUCGAACCGCCUGACCUCAGUUUUGCUGCAGUCUAGUUUGAGUCGUUGGCGAUUGUGCGCUCACAUGCAUGACAACUUCCUGGAGUUGUCGGCAUUGUUGGCGGAACAAUUCGAGGUUGUUGCCCAUUCUUACGAAAAUCAUCAUUUUACUGUAACUAGGUCAAUUUGCAUAUGUAUGUUUUCUGGUGCCCCCCCCCCACCCCCCUCAAAGGAAAGUAUUUUUGUAAUGUGGCAUUUGUGAAGCACAGCUAGCGGGAUUGGAAGUUUGAAUGCACCAUGGUAAGGAAACGUACUGUGGAUGUUCUUUUCCGCUUUUGUUUAUCAUGGAGCAUCAUCCCUCAAAAAAAAAAAAUAAACUUGUAUUUACACGAA
Hippocampus zosterae (dwarf seahorse) is the source of this 5337-nucleotide messenger RNA. It is a transcript of the gene nnt, whose product is annotated as nicotinamide nucleotide transhydrogenase. Gene Ontology annotation, molecular function: NADP binding; NAD binding. Gene Ontology annotation, cellular component: mitochondrial inner membrane. NCBI's taxonomy places the organism in Eukaryota, Metazoa, Chordata, Actinopteri, Syngnathiformes, Syngnathidae. Gene Ontology annotation, biological process: NADPH regeneration; proton transmembrane transport. The record is from RefSeq and is a predicted model, not a curated record. The transcript is spliced from 22 exons. Bases 134 to 3391 code for a protein of 1085 amino acids.